GAACGAUCAUCUAGGGUGCACACUUUUCGAUGACGUAGUUCGCAACGCAAGAAGUACACAACUCUUCACUACAAUUUUUGCAGGAAAUUUAACUUGGCAGGUUUUGUUUGUAAAACAAGCAACCUGUCUACACCAUGCCAGCCAUCAAACUGAAGAAAAAAGCACAGGAAUAUCUGGAGGAAAAGAAAAGGGAAAAGGAGGCUCAAGAAGCAGCCACUUCAGCAAAGAACCCCGCCUCUACUGCUGCCACCCCCACCCCCACCCCAAAGAAAAAGAAGGAAGCCCGUCCUCCACAAACGCCACCAGCUUAUCUCAAUGAAAAUGACAUUCUGUUUGAGAAACGCAAAAGGACAAUUCCACUUGUGGAACAAAAGUGUCAAGACUGGAUUAUGGACAAUUUUGAGGUUAAAGAUGAUGUUCAUGUGAGCACAAACAAGAUGUACGAGUACUACACAGAAUCUGUCCUACAAGAUUCAGGCAAUGUUGCAGAUGUAGGAUUAUUUAACAGGUUAGUUCGGGAGAAACUAGGAAAAUGCUUCGGGGUGAAAAUGAUGUCCCCACUGCACGGAAUAAUCAAAGAAACCCAGCCCCGAGAGAAGAAGGUGCAAGGAGAGACGCUCAGUCUUAAAAUGAAGGACAUUCUGAAUGAAGUCAUUAUUGGGGUUGGAAAUCCUAACAAAGGUGUGCGAUUCUUCAGUCUGAAGCAGCUGAUCGGAUCUAAGUACCCCGCCCUACAGGUGGAGUCGUACCCUAACAAGCUGCUGAACGCCCUGGACAGAGGCAUCAGAUACGGCACCAUCAUUUUGGUAAAAGGAUCUGGAAAGUGUGGAUUUUAUAGAGUCCCUGGUGAGAGCACAGCAGAGGAGGAUAAACCAAAACCAAAAACAAAGAAAAACAAAGGUGAAGUUGAAGAUGAGAAGAAAGAAAAUGGAGAUACAGCUGAGGGUAGUGAGGCCACAGAAGGGGGAGAAAAAGAGACAUCUAAAAAGAAAGGGAAAAAGAGGAAGUCCGAGGAAGCUGGAGAGAGUUCUGAAGAAAAAGGAGAGAAAAGUACAACUGAAGAAAAGGAGGGUGAAGAUGCUAAAACACCAAAAAAGAAAGGGAGAAAGAGGAAAUCUGGAGGAGAAGUGGAGAGUUCCGCUGAGGGAGGGGAAGACAGUCCAAAGGCAGAAGGAGAAGAAGACGACAAGGCAGCUAAAAAGAAAAAAAGGAAAAGGGGUAAACCUGCCCCCAGGAACAGUUACAGAGGAGAGGCAGCUAAACAUGGAGAUCCUUCUAAAAUUGAGGACAUUUUCCCAAUGGCUUUGACGUACAUGAGUGAUCCCAAAGAAACACCUUUGAAAAAGAUCAUCAAAUAUAUAGACAAAUUCUACCCAGAAGUGAACAUAGAUGCCAGCUUAAAAAAGGCCUUGGAUAAGGGUGAAUCAAAGGAAAUGUGGCAGCAUUUAAGUGGGAACUUCUACCGACUCUUGCUGGAGGAAUUCAAUCCAGGAUACUCUAAUGAUAUUGAAGACAUGAUAAGCCAAGCCAUCAUUGCUUCUCAUGAACCAAAAACUGCAUCAGGACUAAUGAUUAAAAAGUACAUUCUACAGUAUCAUCAGAACUUUAAAAUUGACGAAAGACCACAUUUGUUCAAAAAAGCUCUUGAGCGGGCAAUAUCCAAGAAUAUUAUCAGGCAAGUGUCAGGUCUUGGGAGUGGUGGGUCGUUCCAGCUUGUUAAGCCCUUUGUGCCUUCCCCAGCAAUCUUAGCAGGUGAGCUAGAGGACGAAGCCGAAUAUCUGAGUAGCGCUCCCAUGGAUGAUGGGCCGGACGAGAUUUACAUCGUCCGCAAGACAAAAUCGGGGCGAGGGCAGGGAAAGGGAACAAAGGAUCGUAAACCCCCGGCCACCAGAAAGUAAAAACGUUCAUCUAGAGGCCGCUGUAUUUAGUUCUGAUGUCACCCCUGUACCAUGUUGAUCAUGUGACCAUAGAUUUUGAUUUUAUGCAUUACACAUAUAAUUAUGAGAAACAUUUUAUUUGUUGUUAUGGUUGUCAGAAGAGUAGCAAUCAUUGUAUCCGUUAUUUUGCUUUUAUUGUCAUAAAAUUUUAUAUGUUGUUCAUAGUAUGUCAUUAUAUUGAUAAGAUUUAUGCCAAAGUACUUGAAGAUUAUGUUAGAAAGACAAGUGAAGAUUUUGUGAAUAAUUCUAACAUGAUACACUGAGGAAUGAAGCUGGAUGCUUUAUAUACAGAUCAUUUUUAUAUUCUUUAGCAUUUAGAAUUUAAAUGUUUACCUGGCAGUGCAUUUAAUUUCUAUAAAAAAUGACAGAUUUUUACAAAACAAAUUCUGAUUAACCAGAAUUAUGUAGAAACUUGUAUGGGAAUAUUGUGUAGUGUGUCUCUUGAAGAGUUCCAGGAAGUUCAUUUUUCAGGAAACUGUGCAAUAUUAAAAUUUAAUGUUUAACAGAAUGACAAUGUUUUCGUUUCAUUACAUAAGAUACUGAAGUGUAGAAACAGUCACUAAUGAUCUGAAACAUUUCAUAUUUUUGUUCUGUAAAUUCCAGAAACUAAAUCUGGCUUGUAUUGAGUUAGCUCACUGUUGCAGAUCUCUACAUUAAAAUCUUGUUCAUUUGGAAGAACUCAUCAUCAUUAAUCCUUAAUUACAUGUAUGAAAGAAAUACAUUAAAGGCAGCAUGUAUGGUUAUGUAAACAGUACUUUAACUUCUAUGUAGUAACCUCACCAAUAUGGGAUGCUUUGUUUGCAUUCAUUUAAUGCAUCAUUAUUUUUCUUACUCUGGGUAAUAAAUCAGAUUUUUGAAACAUUUCAACUUCAGUUUAAAACCAGUAUUAAGAAAUGCAUGGGCAGUCUAUAGUAUGAUAGUUUUAAAUAUUAAUACAAAUUGGUUUUUUUUGCCAACAUGUUUUGAAAACAUGUGACUGACAUUAUUUGAAUAUAAAGUUUCUUUUUUGAUUUCUUUUAUACACAACAGGUUUGUUUUCUUAUAUUUUUUCUUGAAUCCAUGCUUGUUAAGUGUUAACACAUGUACACAUUUUGCUAAAGAGAAAAGUGAUAUGUACAUGCACUAUCGUUGGUUCUAAGUAAUUAUUUUGUACUGGUAAAUGUAGUUUGCACAUUGAAGAAUCUUUUUGUUUUGCACUAGUUUUAAUACAUACUUUUUGCUUUCUUUUAUGUGCAUAUAAAUGUUGUUUUUCCAUCUGACAUGAAAUCAUGGUGAAGUAAACAAAUUAUUUACAAUAUCUGUGUAAAUGCCUUGUAGAAAAUUAAAGAAACUGUACAUUGUA
This is a messenger RNA of Saccostrea cuccullata (small rock oyster), 3279 nucleotides long. Its product is annotated as heterochromatin protein 1-binding protein 3-like. The transcript has 11 exons. Gene Ontology annotation, cellular component: nucleosome. Gene Ontology annotation, biological process: nucleosome assembly. The record is from RefSeq and is a predicted model, not a curated record. NCBI's taxonomy places the organism in Eukaryota, Metazoa, Mollusca, Bivalvia, Ostreida, Ostreidae. Bases 135 to 1898 code for a protein of 587 amino acids. Gene Ontology annotation, molecular function: DNA binding.